Molecule: messenger RNA, 1395 nt
Organism: Drosophila serrata
Lineage: Eukaryota; Metazoa; Arthropoda; Insecta; Diptera; Drosophilidae
Product: serine/threonine-protein kinase Nek2-like
Biological process (GO): protein phosphorylation
Molecular function (GO): ATP binding; protein kinase activity
Source: RefSeq, a predicted model, not a curated record
AUGAGUGGCCAAGUUCAAAAAAGCCUUCGGGACUUCGACGUGCUGGCGGUCCUCGGAUGCGGCUCCUUCGGGACCUGCUAUAAGGUGCAGGACAGGAGCACCGGCGAGGUGUUUGCCUUAAAAGGCAUCGAUUACGACCAGCUAGACGAGGACAAGCGCGAGGCGCUGUUCUCGGAGGUCACCAUGCUCCGGGAACUGCAGCACCCCAACAUUGUGCAAUACCAUGACCAUUUCGACAAUCGGGUGGCCAAGGUAUUGCAAAUUCUAAUGGAGUGCUGUGCCGGCAGCGAUCUUGCCCAGCUUGUCGAGCGGGCGCGAACAGAGCGACGCCGGUGCGAGGAGCCCUACAUUUGGCGGCGAUCGGGACACCGGGACGUGAAGCCGGCGAACAUCUUCCUGGACGCUGCCGGCAACGCCAAGCUGGGUGAUUUCGGCCCGGCCCAGAUGCUGAGGCGGGACCAGAGCUUCGACGCUGCGUUCGUGGGCACUCCGGUGUACAUGAGUCCGGAGCUAGUCCGCGGCAGGAGGUCCGACUGGAAGAGCGACGUGUGGGCCCUGGGAUGCGUGGUGUACGUGAUGUACCCUGCUGAAGUUUUAUCUGAAAGGCAUACCCACGUGUCUCAACGAUUAAAAAUGGAUCGCAUGGAUUUCUCCCACAAAACCCUCCACGACUACGACGUUCUGGCUGUGAUGCGCAACGGCUCGUUCGGGACCUUGUUCAAGGUGCGGGACAAGAGCUCCGGCGAGCCGUUUGUCCUGAACGGCAUCAAUUACGACAAGCUGGACGAGGUCAAGUGCGAGGCGUUGUUCUCGGAGAUAACCAUGCUCCGCGAACUGCAGCACCCUAGUAUUGUGCAAUACCACCACCUUUUCGACAAUCGGGUGAUGAAGGUAUUGCACAUUGUUAUGGACAUACCCACGUGUCUCAACAUUCAAAAAUGGAUCGCAUGGAUUUCUCAAACAAAACCCUCCGACUACGACUUGCUGGGCGUGAUGCGCAACGGCUCGUUCGGGACCUUGUUCAAGGUGCGGGACAAGAGCUCCGGCGAGCUGUACGUCUUGAAGGGCAUCGGCUACGACAAGCUGGACGAGAUCAAGUGCGAGGCGCUGUUCUCGGAGCUUACCAUUCUCCGGGAACUGCAGCACCCUAACAUUGUGCAAUACUUCCACCAUUUCGACGCAGUGUGCCGUGCCCUGGAUCGGUGCCACAGAAGGAUUGACGGAGCCAUCCUGCACAGAGAUGUGCAGCCGGCCAACAUAUUCUUGGACGCUGCCGGCAACGCCAAACUGGGCGAGUUCGGCCUGGCCCAGAUGAUAAGGGAGCUAACCCUCGACGCUUCGGACGUGGGCACUCCGGACUACAUGAGUCCGGAGCUAGUCCGCGGCAGGAGAUAA